AUGACGAUCAAGUGUUUCUCUGUGGAGUACAAUAAGAUGAAUGAAAGAGCAGCUUUCUCUCCUGGAGACACCCUCUCUGGCAGAGUGAUUGUGGAGGCCAGGAAAGAGACCAAAGUGCAGUGUUUGAUGGUCAAAGCCAAAGGGAAAGCCGAGGUCAAAUGGUAUGACCAAGACGGGCAAACCUCGACGCUCCACCAAGAGAAGAAGAAAUACUUCCAUUUGGAGAUCAUUAUUCUUCAGGAUAAAAAUAAAUGUGAUGGUUCAGAAAUCAUUGGUCAAGGGAGAAAUGUGUAUCCUUUUACCUUCGUAAUUCCAAAUAUAGAUAUGCCUUCAUCAUAUGAGGGACAAUGGGGCAGGAUUGCAUACUCUUUAAACGCAAAACUGACCUUGUCAAUCUGGAGCAUCCACAAAAGGAAGAUUGAAUUCCCAUUUCUGACCAAGUCUGACUUCCCCUUUGCUUCCAAAUCAGAAAUGAUAAUCCUUGGACUUCAGGAGCAGCAGUCUGCAACGAAAAUGUCAUUUUAUGGAUCUGGAAAAGUGACUUUGAAUGUUACCUCAGAAAGAACAGGACUGAGGCAAGGUGAAACAAUGCAAGUGUCUGUUGAAGUACUCAACAGCGCAACUCACGCGGUAACACCCAAAUUCUACUUUUGUGAGAAACAGACCUUUGUCGCUCAGUCAAAGACUAUUGUGCACAUCAAUGAGAUCCUCUUCGGGACGGGAGAGUCAGUCCAAGCUCAGACCAAACGAACCAUAAGGAAUGUUCUGAGUAUCCCUUCCCAGCUCCUCCCCACCUUCUUCAACUGCUCCUUGAUGAAGCUCGAGCACACAAUCAAGGUCACUCUUGGUGAUCACAUGGCUAGAGAUCCAGACAUCAAACUUCCUCUGGUCAUUCUGCUGGGUUCGUCCAAAUUACAUCACAAGAAAGCCAAAGAGAGCCCCGAGACGUGGAAGUAA
Messenger RNA from Dunckerocampus dactyliophorus (ringed pipefish), 957 nucleotides. RefSeq names its product arrestin domain-containing protein 3-like. The record is from RefSeq and is a predicted model, not a curated record. Gene Ontology annotation, biological process: protein transport. Gene Ontology annotation, cellular component: plasma membrane; cytoplasm. NCBI's taxonomy places the organism in Eukaryota, Metazoa, Chordata, Actinopteri, Syngnathiformes, Syngnathidae. The transcript has 6 exons. The coding region runs from base 1 to 957 and encodes 318 amino acids.